Messenger RNA from Pediculus humanus corporis (human body louse), 981 nucleotides. RefSeq names its product lis1-interacting protein nude, putative. Gene Ontology annotation, cellular component: kinetochore; kinesin complex; centrosome. The transcript has 4 exons. Gene Ontology annotation, molecular function: microtubule binding. The record is from RefSeq and is a predicted model, not a curated record. Lineage: Eukaryota; Metazoa; Arthropoda; Insecta; Psocodea; Pediculidae. Gene Ontology annotation, biological process: microtubule nucleation; chromosome segregation; cell migration. Bases 1 to 981 code for a protein of 326 amino acids.
AUGGGUGAAGAUGAUGCGCCAAAUUUUAAUAACAGAGAUGAAGAAGUUAAGUAUUGGAAGGAAACUGCAUUGCAGCUAAAAAUUAAAGUAGAUGAAUUAGAGAAAGAAUUAAUCGAAUUUCAAGAUAGUUCAUCUCAAUUAGAAAAAGAAUUGGAAAAAUCAUUAGAGCAUGCAGACAAAACAAAUAGGGAUUUAAAAACUAAAUGUAAUAGGUUGACAUUGGAUCUUGAUUCCUGCAGAGAAAAAUAUGAACAGCAGUGUCACCAGUCGAGUAAAGAAAUAGGUGAACUCCAGCAAAGAAUAUCUGAAUACAUGCAAAACGAAGAAAAACUAUUAAAAUACAUUAGAGACUUAGAACAAAAAAAUGAUGAUUUGGAAAGAGCUGAACGUGUUAUGAUUGAAUCGGUUAAAAGCAUAGAAGCAAAAUUAAAUAGUGCAAUCGAAAGAAAUGCACUCUUAGAAAAUGAAGUAGAUGAAAAAGAGACCUUGAAAGCAAUGGUUCAAAGACUCAAAGAUGAACAAAGAGAUAUGCAGCAAGAUUUAAAUAGGCAACAAUGGCAGAAUGUGCCGGAUAAUAAUAAAAUAAUUGAAAGAAGAAGAAGCCCAGCUGAAAUUAAUAAAAUGUCCAUGGAUAAUCAAUCUGCUCCUGCAUCAAUGAAAAGUAAGAAAAACAAAAUUUAUAGGCACGCUUUACCUUGUGAAAAUUCCUUAUCUUCUAUGCAUGAUAAGUAUAAAGAAUCCGUUGGACAAUUAUCACCUCCCCAUAGGAUAUCGGCAAUUAAUUUAGUAGGAGAUUUAUUAAGAAAAGUUGGGGUGAGUCUUAAUAAUUUUUUUUAUUUAUUUUUAAUUAACCUUAUUUAUUUGUCAUCGUAUUAUUAUUAUUAUUAUUAUUAUUAUUAUUAUUAUUAUUAUUAUUAUUAUUCAACAACCAUUUCAAAUAACCUGCUACGAAAUAAAAAAAAAAAAAAAAAAACUUGUUGA